CUCUCCCGUCCAAUCAGGUUCCCUUGUUUUGCUGGAUGAAGAUGGCGGCGUUGGGGACAGUGUUACUGGAAUGCCUUGUUUUUGGUGUUGUGAAUGUGUCUCUUAUUUUUUGUUUCUGGAAUGCGGAAUAAAGUGGAUGGUAUUACAAUCGGUAACUUUGGAUUUAAUUGUAUUGAAUUUUGUGAGAAGAAGGCGAGAGACGGAGGGAGUGAGGAAAAGGAGUCCCGCAGGGGCUCCUAUUAGGUUGAGUGUCUCUCGUAGCCUUUAACUGGAGAUAUGUAUUUUCUUACUGGUUGGCCCAGGAGGCUGGUGUCCCCCCUGAAAACUGCAGAGACACCUUUUCAUAUCCAGCCGGACCCCCAGCGGGAAUUCUUUUCUGUCUUGUCCCAGACGCAACUCAGUAUUUGGUAUAGCAGGCCAAGUAUUUUAAUUGUGAGUUAUAAAGAAUCUGCCAAAGCGUCAUCCCAGUUUGGGCUCUACAGGCAAGCUGAAUGGAGGCCGGACAGCACCAUGAUAGCUGUUGGAACUGGCAAAGGAUACAUCUUAUUCUUCCAUGUGCUGCUAUCAGAAGAGGGAAAAUAUAUUUAUGAACCAAGAUAUCCCAAAGGAGGUCCUCGUAUGAAGAUGACACCUCAUUAUAAGGAGGAAUGUUGUGCCCCUGCACUGAGCCUUGAAAUGCGAAAAGUUCUAGACUGUCAGGCCCCUAUCACAAGUUUGCAUUCAGUGCAUGAAAACUUGGUGGCUACCACUGACGAUGGACUAAUCCACCUUAUUCAUUGGGAUGGACUAACCAAUGGGAGAAAAGCAAUCAAUCUUUCAACGGUUCCAUUUUCUGUUGACCUUCAGUCUCGAGCUGGCCCUUUCUUAGAUUUUGAAGGAGUAUACAUCCAGGAUAUGGAUUUUUGUGCAACUCUUGAUGGCUUUGCUGUUGUCUUCAGUGAUGGUCGUGUUGGCUUUAUUACAACUGUAUCAGAUCAAUUCACUUUUGAGCAGCUCCAUGGAGUCUGGGCGCAAGAUGUUUCAGAUGGUACAUGUGUAGCAGUUAACAACAAGUACCGCUUGAUGGCAUUUGGAUGUGCAAAUGGCUGUGUUCAUGUUUACACAAUUGACAGUACCACAGGAGUAAUGCAGCCAUCUCAUAAGUUGGAGUUAACAGCCAAACAUUAUCCAGAUGUUUGGAACAAAACGGGCGCAGUUAAGAUCAUCAGGUGGUCACCAGACUGCAGUGUUGCUAUGGUUACAUGGGAGUGUGGAGGUCUUUCUUUGUGGAGUGUUUUCGGAGCUCAUCUCAUUUGCACUCUGGGCGAAGAUUUUGCGUAUUACUCAAGUGGCUCCAAGAAGGACCCUAUUAAGGUUAACUCUAUGAGCUGGGGUGCAGAAGGUUAUCACCUGUGGGUUAUUGCUGACCGUGGCUUAAUGACGAAUGAUAUUGAACAAGAAAUGGACGAGAUGAUGCAGCAGCAUGACAUCCUUCAGUUUCAGUUUAUCAAGAGUGCACUCACAGUUAAUCCUUGCAUGAGCAAUCAAGAACAAGUAUUGCUACAAGGUGAGGAUCGCUUGUAUUUGAAUUGUGGAGAUACUUUGCAGACAGCCACCAGCUCCAGCAGUGCUGCAACCAACUCAGGCCACAAGUCAGUAAGGGAAGGGAGCUUGUUGUCCAACAGCACUUUAGAUUCUCAGGGUUUAAGCACUUUAUUAGGACACAAGCACUGGCACAUUGUACAGGUUCAUAGCACAUAUCUUGAGAGCAACUGGCCUAUAAGAUUUGCCGCCAUGGACAGUUUAGGACAGUGUGUUGCUGUAGCUGGCCAGUUUGGUUUUGCACAUUAUUCCUUGAUUAGCAGGAGAUGGAAACUGUUUGGGAAUAUUACACAGGAGCAGAACAUGAAAGUGACUGGGGGCUUGUCCUGGUGGAAAGAUUGCAUUAUACUAGCAUGCUUUAAUUUAACUGAGCAGCAAGAAGAGCUGCGGUUAUAUGUACGAACAUCAAACCUAGACAAUGCUUUUGCUCAAGUCACCAAAGUACAGUCAGAGACCUUGUUACUGAACAUCUUUCAAGACAUUUUAAUAUUGUUCAGAGCUGACUGCUCCAUCUGCCUUUAUAGUAUUGAAAGAAAAGAUGAUAGUACCAGCCCUGUCGCCAAUAUCCAGCUUCUUCAGGAAGUAUCUAUGUCUCGGUAUAUCCCACACUCUAGUCUUGUAGUAUCUGUUACAUUAACCUCGGUGAGAACAGAGACUGGCAUCUCUCUUAAAAUGCCACAGCAGGCCUGUGAUGCUGCAGAGAGUAUUAUGCUUAACCUUGCAGGGCAGCUUAUCAUGCUACAAAGGGACCGUUCUGGUCCUCAGAUCAGGGAUAAAGAAAGCACUCCAAACCCUAAAAAGCUGCUGCCGUUCUGUGCUCCAGUGGUCUUAGCCCAGUGUGUUGAAAAUGUGUGGACUACCUGUCGGGCAAACAAGCAGAAACGUCAUUUAUUGGAGGCACUGUGGUUAAGCUGUGGAGAAGCAGGCAUGAAGGUUUGGCUUCCACUGUUUCCGAGAGAUAACCGCAAACCACAUUCCUUUCUUUCCAAACGGAUUAUGCUUCCUUUUCACAUAAACAUCUACCCCCUGGCAGUUCUGUUUGAAGAUGCUUUGGUCCUUGGGGCUGUGAAUGAAACUGUACUGUAUGACAGUUUGUACAUGCACAGCAGCACCACAGACUGUUUGGAGAUACUUUUUCCUUUCUGCAGUAUUGAAAGGACCUCACAAAUCUACCUCCAUCAUAUUCUUCGCCAGCUGCUGGUCAGGAACUUAGGUGAACAGGCAUUGCUGUUAGCCCAGUCCUGUGCUUCCCUCCCUUACUUUCCACAUGUACUAGAACUGAUGCUUCAUGAAGUAUUAGAAGAAGAAGCUACCUCACGGGAUCCAAUUCCUGACCCCUUGCUCCCUACUGUGGCAAAAUUCAUUACAGAAUUCCCUCUGUUCCUACAAACGGUUGUUCACUGUGCUAGAAAAACUGAGUAUGCACUAUGGAAUUACUUGUUUGCUGCUGUAGGAAAUCCCAAAGACUUGUUCGAAGAGUGUUUGAUGGCAAACGAUUUGGACACUGCUGCCUCCUAUUUAAUUAUUCUUCAGAGUAUGGAACUUCCUGCAGUUAGCAGACAGCAUGCCACUCUUCUCUUCAGUACUGCUCUUGAAAAUGGAAAGUGGGACCUGUGCCGACAUAUAAUCAGGUUUCUAAAAGCCAUUGGCUCUGGUGAAUCAGAAACGCCCCCUCCUACUCCUUCCAGUCAGGAACCUAGCUCCACAAGUGGCUUUGAAUUCUUCAGGCAUCGCAGCAUAAGUUUGUCGCAGUCAGCAGAGAACCUUCCUACCAGCAAGUUUAGCCUUCAGAAAACACUAAGCAUGCCUUCUGGACCAUCUGCAAAAAGGUGGAGUAAGGACAGUGACUCUGCUGAGCACAUGUGCAUUGAUUUGAUGCUAUGGAGACAUGCCCGCCGGUUACUGGAAGAAGUUCGACUUAAAGACCUGGGCUGCUUUGCUGCCCAGCUAGGCUUUGAGCUGAUUAGUUGGUUAAAAAAAGAGCGGACACGAGCUGCAAGAAUUGAAGACUUUGUCGCAACUUUGAAGAAACUUCAUAAUGACUUCAUGUGGCCAUUUCCUGUUAUUCAAGCUACUUCUGUGAAUUCUUCUUUCAAGAAUGCUAUUGGAGAACAGUUACUUAAGUCUCAGUCUUCUGAUGGCUUUUUAACUAGUGACAUGAAUUCCAGGACUUCACUUAUUUCUCAGAGCCGUAGCUGGCUGGAUAGCCUGAGUUCCACCAAGGGGGAGAUGGAUACUACUUCAUCACAUGUACCGCAUACACAGGAUGCCUUCCUUUCUCCACUGUUGAUUAGAGGAGAUGAAAGCAGUAUUGGUUCAGCAACUGACCUGACAGAAACUAGCUCUAUGGUUGAUGGAGACUGGACAAUGGUGGAUGACAAUUUUUCUACGCUGAGCCUAACACAGUCUGAACUAGAACACAUUUCAAUGGAAUUAGCUAGUAAAGGUCCUCACAGGUCACAAGUUCAGUUGCGGUAUUUAUUACACAUUUUUAUGGAAGCAGGCUGCCUGGAGUGGUGUGUUAUAAUAGGACUUAUUCUUAGAGAACCUUGUGUGAUCUACCAAGUUUUUAGUCUUCUUCGUGCUUCUGAAGUGGCCUUAGAGAGCUUGCAUAAUCUGAAGAAUGGACUGCUUGCGGUAGACAGAUGGGCCAUAACGGACUGUCCUGGAUACAGGCCAUUUCUAAACCUUAUCAAGCCUCAGCUGCAGAAGCUAAGUGAAGUGACUGAGGAGCAAAUUUCACUGGAAACUUUUCAGCCUUCACAUACUUCCAAGGUAAAUGAACUGACAAGUCCAAGGACAGAGGAAAGUCGAAGUACUACAGCACACACCACCACCAUUUCGAGUGAUGUUGUUAGUGUUGGAAGGCAAGAGGAGGACUUCCCUGGAGAGGAAGAGGAAGAGGAGGAAGAGCCAAUGCUAGAAAGUUAUGACUGUGCUUUGUCAUAGCAUUAAACCUGAAUGGUUACUUUAGCACAUACAGGACAGCAAAUUGGGAAGUCCACUGUGAAAGUAUAUUUUUAAUACAUAUCUCAGAAAGACUUCUUCCUAAAAUGUUAAUAAUAUAAUUUCUCAGUCAUUUUACUUAUUUGCCGUUUUACUUUACAUGCAUAAAAUAUGAAAGUACAUUUGCCGCUUUUACUUACCCUAUUUAUAUUUGUCAGUCAGAAUGAAUUGUUGAUAAACAUUUUAAGAGUAUUGUUCUGAUGUAUAGAAUGCAAAUUGGACCAGCCUAGUAUCAUUUUAAGGGAUAAAUGCUUGGAUUAACCAUGUAUUUCACUUGUUAAAAAUUAUGUGUUAUUUAUACUGUAUCACUGACAUAAUACAGAAUGAAUGCCAUUUUUGCAUUUGAAACUUGCAACUUUAAUACACUGCCAGAUGUUGUUUGGGUUGUUUGCUUACAUCAUUCACUGUCUUAGCUCAGCAGCUCUUAAAUUCACCAUUCAUACUAUUCUGCCUGCUGUCUUCCGUUUUGUGAAGCAGUAAUAAGAACAAUGGUACAAGGUGUAAACAUUCAGGUGACAUACUGUUUACGUAGUUCUUUUGACAUUUUAUUGUGUGGUUAUCUUGUAUAAAGUAUUUUAUCCCAUUGUACCAUUUCUGGGAACAGACUUGGAUGAAGAAAUUCACUGCAGUUUGCCACUUUGUACACCAGUGUGUGUGUUGUACAGAUAUCUCAGCAUGUAUGCUGGUAGGUUUCAUUAUUAUUGCAUUUGAACCGUAAAGACUCGAGGUUGAAAACUGCAAAGUGCAAUGACAUUGCAUCUUGGCCUUUGCAUCCUUUUGUUUUCAAAUGAUGAGGCCUCUCAUUUACAUAUAGCAGGACCUUCUCAAAAAUUGCCUGUUGCUAGAUUCUCUCCAAUGCCAGCAGCAAAAGAAUGAGCAUUUCUUACCCAUUGAAAAUUUUUAUUUAUUACUUUGCAGCAUUCCUGUUGGAAUGUUUUUUUUUCCUUGUAGAUAAAAUUCUGUACUCAUGUAUUUAGAUGUUAAAUAUUGUAAAAAGUAGUAAAUACCAAGAUGUCAUCCAUUUCAGUGGCAUUUUUCUAAAGUGUAACUAUAAAUGUACACGUGUAAUUAAAAGACAGAGAAACUUUAUUUUAAUUCCCAUAUGGUUCUUAGUUACAAAGAUGUUUAUGAUGAAACACGUUAAAGGUGGUCAUUUUUACAGUUGUUGAGUGGUACUUAAGUGCCAUCAGUUGUGUGGUAAUACUGAAAACCGACUACAGUAUUAAAAGUGAGUAACGUUUGUACUUGUGCAAUUUGAACAAAAUAAAUGCGAUUGCUUAUUUUAUACAGGAAACAAGUAGUUUAUUUUUAUAGCCAAAAUGUAUAUUAUUAUUAACAUGGACCAAUUAAUGUUUGACACUUUUACCUUUGCUUCAGUGUAACUACAGAAGGCUCAUUUAAUACAGAAGUAGAAUAUCCAAAUGAGUGAGUAUGUGUUGAGGGACAGUAAAGUAUUACAGUUUGUCUUUGUGUUUUUUUUUUUUUUUUUAAGUUUGCAGAAUGAAAAUGUGUCAAACAGAUUAAAUCACCAGCUUCUUGUUUGCCGAGUUUCUUACUAAUCUUUUUAUUUAAAACUUUUCAGCCGCCGUAUGUUAGCACUAAAUUAAUGCUCUGAAAAGGAAAGCUGCACCUAUAUAGAAGCUAGAAAGCUUGGCCAUCUAGACUUCAAAUGACAAAUUCUUUCUGAAAUUGUAAAAUUUAAUUUUGCGGUUGGAGCAGCACAAGACAUUGUGUUUUAUUUAAACACUGGUCAGAGGAUUUUUUUUUUAAAUCUGAAUGGUUGAAGUUGCUUUACUGAAACAGUCAAAGUGGCUGAAUUUGUACAACUGACUGCACACCUGUUGGUGUACUUUAGGCAGAAUAUGUCACCACUAAAUUCUGCUGUUUAAUUAUAUUUCUGAUAAAUUGCAAAACUCUGUGUGUGUGUGCGCGUGCAUGUGUUUAUAUAUACAGUGUAGUUCAGAAACUGCAAACCCCAUUUCCCCGCCAUUUUAUUACUUUGAAGACAAUCUGCUUUACAUUAUUUUAAUUUUGGCAGUUCAUGAAGUAUAUGCUGCCUUGUUGCUUUUACCUGUUAAUCAUCCUAAGUGUAAUGUGGCACUAUUAUCCCUGUCAAAUUUUGAAUAUUUUUAUUUUUUUGUAAUAUUUCCAUAAAAUAAGUAGCAUAAUCUGCUGAAUAUUUUGAAAAACCUUUGCCUUCUGUGAACACUGCAAGCAGUCUUAAAUUUGAGCUUUGAUAUUUUUCUAGCAAAUCCCAUGCUGAUAUUUUGCAUUGUACAGCUGCAUUUUUUUUUUGGUCAUGUAAUAUGAAUUUUGUAUAUUCUUUUAGUGUCCUAUGUACAGAAAUGAGCAAUAAUAAAACUGUAUAUUCAGAACUUGUA
Protopterus annectens (West African lungfish) is the source of this 6968-nucleotide messenger RNA. It is a transcript of the gene RIC1, whose product is annotated as RIC1 homolog, RAB6A GEF complex partner 1. Gene Ontology annotation, biological process: retrograde transport, endosome to Golgi; intracellular protein transport. The transcript is spliced from 26 exons. Gene Ontology annotation, molecular function: protein binding. Gene Ontology annotation, cellular component: cytosol; Golgi membrane; Ric1-Rgp1 guanyl-nucleotide exchange factor complex. The record is from RefSeq and is a predicted model, not a curated record. NCBI's taxonomy places the organism in Eukaryota, Metazoa, Chordata, Ceratodontiformes, Protopteridae. Bases 277 to 4530 code for a protein of 1417 amino acids.